Messenger RNA from Salvia hispanica, 1281 nucleotides. Its product is annotated as transcription factor DICHOTOMA-like. Gene Ontology annotation, molecular function: sequence-specific DNA binding; DNA-binding transcription factor activity. Lineage: Eukaryota; Viridiplantae; Streptophyta; Magnoliopsida; Lamiales; Lamiaceae. The record is from RefSeq and is a predicted model, not a curated record. Gene Ontology annotation, cellular component: nucleus. Gene Ontology annotation, biological process: regulation of secondary shoot formation.
GACCACUCACUAAAACCCUUUUCCAUCUCUUCUCACAUCUCUAUCUUUCCACGUUCGAUAAAAAUGUAGAGUCAUUUUGAAACGAUAAGGGUUUCCAAAUAAAAUCUAAUGUAACAAAGUAGCUAGGGUUGCUCAAUUCCUACAACAAAAAAAAUGUUCAAUAGAAACAAUGCAUUCAAUUUCCCUCAUUCCUCCCAUCCUCGCAACGAGUUCCACGACAUGCUCUUGGCAGCCGUUGCGAACCAAGAGCUAUGUGCGGAAAGCUCGGCCGCGGCUGCUGCCGCGGCCAAGGCCUCGAAGAAGGACCGCCACAGUAAAAUCGACACGGCGCAGGGGCCACGGGAUCGGAGGGUUAGGCUGUCGAUUGGAGUGGCUAGAAAGUUCUUCGACCUUCAAGAAAAUCUAGGUUUCGACAAGCCGAGCAAAACUCUUGAUUGGCUGCUUACAAAGUCGGAGACGGCUAUCCAAGAUCUCGAGGUGAUGAAGGAGAGAGACGCCGCUGCGGCUGGUGCUGGCUCCUCCGAGUGUGAGGUCGAUUCUGGAGAGAACGGGGCUGAUUUGAAGCAUAACUCUGUGAAGGCAGCAGCGAAGGAGUCGAGGGCGAAGGCGAGGGCGAGAGCGAGGGAGAGGACGAGGGAGAAGAUGUGUAUCAAGAAGCUCAACGAGACUAGAAACGGUAUCAACACAGCCUCUGAUUUUAAUCCCAUCCAGUUCAUGAACAAUCAGCUCGAUUUUCGCAAGAUCGCUUCGAGCAGCAGCAACAUCAAUCUCGGGUUCCAUUGCCACCCAACAGCCUAUGAAGUUGCUGCUGCAAACAGUCAAGACCUAAUUCAAGAAUCCAUCGUGAUCAAGAGGAAAGUCAAGAAUCCUAUGAUAUUUCAGCAGAAUCUGAUCAUCUCCAGCUCCAACUAUGGCGUCCCGGCGCCUUACAACGUGGCCGCGGCUGAGAAUUGGGACAGCAUUUGUGCCAUUUUGGAUCAGCACAAGUUCAUCAGCAGCAAUUCAAACAACUAGGGAAGCAAGAAAGGAGAAGAAACACUAGCAGUUGAGGUCAUUGAUUGUUGAAGAUGUUUGCAUAUUGAGCUUGGCAUAUAUGCAACUUCUGCUACCUUAUUUUCUUGAAUUACUCCCAUUGAUGUAAUAUGGUUGUCAGGACUUUAAAAAAUCAAUUUAAUCUACUAUCGCAUUGAUGAAUGUUGCAACCUCUUCUUUUGUUUAGGACACAAAAUCUGCCUUGAAUAUUUGGUUGAUUGUGGUGUGUGUGUGUGUACUAUUCGUCAA